Spirodela intermedia is the source of this 1866-nucleotide messenger RNA. The record is from the annotation of a GenBank genome assembly. Lineage: Eukaryota; Viridiplantae; Streptophyta; Magnoliopsida; Alismatales; Araceae.
AUGUUCAGAGCCUCUCGAGGAUCGACUCUCCUCUCGCCGUCCAUCCGCGCCGCUGUCGCGGCCGUCGCCGCCGCCGGAGCUUCUCCUCGGGCGAUACCGCUCCUGUCACCGCUCGUUGCCCCCGUUCCCGUCUCCUUGCCGGAGUAUCAAGCCGCCUCCGGCCACUGGCGGCGCUUCUCCUCCCUCAACGAGUUGUCCUCUCCGGCGAUCGCGCCAGCGGAGCAUGAUGAGCUUCUGCCGGCGGGAUCCGGUCCGCCCAGCCAGGAAUCGGUGCUCUACGUCCUCAAAAGGCUCGGGAAAGCACCUCGGAAGGCGAUCGACUUCCUGGACUGCGCCAGGGAGAGGUAUGGAUUCAAACCCUCGGGCACUGUUUACAAUCUGAUGCUGAGAAUAUUGGGAGGGAGCAAGGAGUGGGCCAAGGACUUCUGGAUCAUUGCUCAGAGGAUGCGCGAGGAGGGCCACAACGUCGAUCGGGGCACCUACCUUACCCUUCUUCUCUCGUUCAAGAAGCAGGGCAUGCCUGGAGAUGCUUCCGCUCUGGUUGAGUUCCAGUCCAGUGCCUCCGAAGAAGCCAUGGCAGACGAAGGUAUCCGCACGACUGUGGAUCUUCUCAUCGCCGCAGAAGAGUGGACUGAGGCCCUGGAGGGAGAAAUGGAUGGCGUGAAGCUCGUGUUGUCGGAGACAAAUGUGGCGAAGGUGUUGAGGGAGGUGAGAGAGCACCCGCUGAAGGCUCUAGGGUUCUUCCGCUGGGCGGCGAGGCGGCCAGACUACAAGCAUGGUUCAACAGAGUACAAUGCCAUGGCGAGGGUUCUCGGAAGGGAGGGCGCCAUUGAGGAGUUCUGGGAUCUUGCAGGGGAGAUGAAGAGAGAAGGGCACGACAUGGACAUCGACACCUACGUCAAGCUCUCGCGGCGCUUUCAGAAGGGUAAGAUGCUGAAGGAAGCCGUCCAGCUCUAUGAAUACAUGAUGGAUGGACCUUACAAGCCGUCCCCCCAGGACUGCGGGUUGCUGCUUAGGCAGAUCUCGCUGGCCGAUGAGCCAGACCUUGAGUUAGUCUUCAGAGUCGUGAAGAGGUACGAGGCUCAUGGCCAUUCUCUGUCGAAAGCCGUGUACGACGGGAUUCACAGAUCGCUGACUAGUGUUGGGAGGUUUCAGGAAGCAGAGCAGAUCAUGGAGAAGAUGAAGGGCGCUGGUUUUGAGCCCGACAACAUCACAUACAGCCAGCUGGUCUAUGGACUUUGCAAGGCGAAGAGGCUGGAGGAAGCUCGCAGAGUUCUAGAUGAGAUGGAAGCAGCAGGCAGCGUCCCCGACCUCAAGACCUGGACAGUUCUCAUCCACGGGCACUGCUCAGUCCGUGAGGUGGACCAGGCGUUGACUUGUUUCACAGACAUGAUCGGGAAAGGCCAUGUGGCUGAUGGGCAUCUCUUGGACGCCAUGGUCAAAGGCCUAUGCAGCCAAGGCCGGGUGUCUGCUGCUUACACCCUGGUUCUUGAAAUGCUGGAGAGGGCGGAUGUGAAGCCAUGGCAGGCGACCUUCAAGCUCCUAAUCGAGAGUCUACUUGGGGAAGGAAAGUUUGAAGAGGCGCUGAAGCUCCUUGGCGCAAUGAAGGGGCACAAUUUCCCCCCACAUGGGGAGCCUUUUGCUCCAUACAUUUCAAAGUCUGGGACAGUUGAAGACGCCCGAGAAUUUUUCAAGGCAAUGUCUGCGAAAUCAUCUCCAUCUUCUUCUACAUAUCUCAGGAUCUUCAGGUCUUUCUUCGAGCAGGGUCGGUACGAUGAGGCCCGGGACCUGCUUUUUAAAUGCCCGCAUCAUAUCCGCAAGCACAGUGACAUAUCGAAGCUCUUUGGCUCUGUAAAUCUUGAAUAA